Messenger RNA from Jaculus jaculus (lesser Egyptian jerboa), 15811 nucleotides. It is a transcript of the gene Sspop, whose product is annotated as SCO-spondin. The coding region runs from base 48 to 15680 and encodes 5210 amino acids. The transcript has 103 exons. NCBI's taxonomy places the organism in Eukaryota, Metazoa, Chordata, Mammalia, Rodentia, Dipodidae. Gene Ontology annotation, cellular component: extracellular matrix. Gene Ontology annotation, molecular function: protein binding. The record is from RefSeq and is a predicted model, not a curated record.
GCUUGGGCCGGGGCACCGAUCUUAGCCAUCUGUGAGUUCCAGGCCCAAUGGAAGGCCCAGGAGAAACAAUGCCUAGGCCAGCUGUGAUUCACCAGGAGAUCUGGGUGCAGGACACCAUGCUGCUCCUUGCUGUCCUCUUUGGGAUGCUGUGGACACUGGCUAGUGGGCGGUGGUGUGAGCGGACGGAGACUGUCCACGUGGAGGAAGAAGUAGUCCCCCGUCAGGAGGACAUGGUGCCAUGCUCCAGUCUCUAUCAUUACAGCCGCCUAGGAUGGCGGCUGGACACCCCGUGGCGUGGCCGUGGAGGACUCAGCAGGUCCCCAGCACCUGGGCUCUGUGCCAUCUACAAACCUCCGGAGACCCGACCUGCCACAUGGAACCGAACAGUGAGGUCUUGCUGCCCGGGCUGGGGGGGCACUCACUGCACGGAUGCCCUUGCAGAAGCCAGCCCUGAAGGCCAUUGCUUUGUCACGUGGCACUGCCAGCCUCUGGCAGGCUCAGCUAAUGUUUCAGUGGGAAGCCUGCGGGAGUGCUGUGCCCAACCCUGGGGACAUAGCUGGUGGGACAGUAGCUCCCGGGUGUGCGUCAGCUGUUCGGGCCAACACUUCCCAGGCAGCACUGCCACUGCGGCCUUCCUGCCGCCCCCGGUGGGGGCCGCGGGCCAGCUGUGGAGCCAGCGGCGGCAGCCUUUAGCCACCUGCGCCACGUGGUCCGGCUUCCACUACCGCACCUUUGACGGGCGUCACUACCACUUCCUGGGCCGCUGCACCUACCUGCUGGCAGGCGCUGUGGAUUCAGACUGGGCCGUGCACCUCGCACCUGGCCGUCACUGUCCCCAGACCGGGCGCUGUCAGCUGGUCCGGGUGAUAAUGGGCCCCGAGGAGGUGCUGAUCCAGGGUGGGGAGGUCUUUGUGAAGGGGCAGCUGGUACCUGAUGGAGAGGCUCGGCUACUCCACGGGCUGAGCCGGCAGUGGCAGGGGGAUUGGCUGGUGCUCUCCGGGGGCCCGGGGGUUACUGUGAGACUGGACAGGUCCAGUUCUAUCUCCAUCUCCGUGGACCAUGAGCUCUGGGGACAGACACAGGGCCUCUGUGGGACCUACAAUGGCCAGCCAGAGGAUGACUUUGUGGAGCCAGGUGGAGGGCUGGCCAUGCUAGCUGCCACCUUUGGGAAUUCCUGGAGGCUCCCUGGCUCCGAGCCUGGGUGUCUGGAUGCUGUGGAGGUGACCCAGGGCUGUGAGGGCUCCCUCGUAGAAGGUGUGGAGGCUGGACGUAUACAGAGUGAAGCCCAGGAGGUGUGCCAGCAGCUGCUGGAGGGUCCAUUCAGGCACUGUCAUGCCCAGGUUUCUCCCAGCGAGUACCAUGAGACCUGCCUCUUUGCCUACUGUGCUGCUGGGGCCACAGCAGCCAGUGGCCCAAAGGUGCGGCGGGAGGCUGUGUGUGCCACCUUCGCCAACUACGCCCAGGCCUGUGCCAGGUGGCACAUCCAAGUGCGCUGGAGGAAGCCUGGAUUCUGUGAGCGCCUGUGCCCAGGGGGCCAGCUUUACCAUGACUGCGUCUCAUCCUGCCCACCCAGCUGCUCGGCAGUGGGCAGGGGAGAGGAAGGCUCUUGUGGGGAAGAGUGUGUGAGUGGCUGCGAGUGCCCACCCAACCUCUUUUGGGACGGUGCCCUCUGUGUGCCCGCUGCCCGCUGCCCCUGCUACUACCGACGCCACCGCUAUGCUCCCGGCGACACUGUGUACCAGCGGUGCAACCCAUGCGUGUGCCAGGACGGCCGCUGGAACUGUGCCCAGGCCUUGUGUCCUGCCGAGUGUGCGGUGGGUGGUGACGGGCAUUACUUCACUUUUGAUGGACGGAGCUUCUCCUUCCGAGGUGGCCCAGGCUGCCUCUACAGCCUAGUGCAGGACUCUGGUAAAGGUCAGCUGCUGGUAGCAUUGGAGCACGGGGCCUGCGACUCUGGAAGCUGUCUUCAGGCCCUCUCUGUCUCCUUGGGGGAUGCUCAUGUCCAGCUCAGGCACUCAGGAGCGGUGCUGGUGGACGGGCAGGACGUGGGCUUGCCCUGGAUUGGCGCCGAGGGCCUCAACGUGUCCAAGGCCUCCUCUGCUUUCCUACUACUGCGCUGGCCUGGAGCCCGGGUUCUCUGGGGAGUGACUGACCCUGCAGCCUACAUUACCCUAGACCCCCGUUAUGCCCAUCAGGUGCAGGGUCUGUGUGGCACCUUUACCUGGAACCAGCAGGAUGACUUCCUGACGCCAGCUGGGGACAUGGAGACAAGCGUCACGGCAUUUGCUAGCAAGUUCCAGAUGACAGGAGACGGAAGGUGUCCGUUAGUGGACAGCGUCCCCCUGUCCCCCUGCAGCACUCACUCCCAGCACCUCGCUUUUGCAGAGGCCACCUGUGCCAUCCUGCAUGGACCUGCCUUCCAGGACUGUCACGGGCUGGUGGAUCGGGAACCAUUCCGGCUGCGCUGCUUGGCAGCCGUGUGUGGCUGUGCCCCUGGCACGGACUGCCUGUGUGCAGUGCUCUCUUCCUAUGCACGCCGCUGUGCCCAGGAGGGUUCCCUAGUGUCCUGGAGGAACCAGACACUGUGUCCUGUCCUGUGUCCUGGUGGUCAGGAGUACCAAGAGUGCUCCCCAGAGUGUGGUAGACACUGUGGGGAGCCGGAGGAUUGUAAGGAACUUGGCGGCUGCGUGGCUGGUUGUCGCUGUCCCCUGGGGCUGCUGUGGGACUCUGAGGGACAGUGUGUGCCACCCAGCAUGUGUCCCUGCCAGCUUGGAGCCCAGCGCUACGUCUCUGGCAGUGCUAUCGAGAAAGACUGCAGCCACUGUGUCUGCCAGGAGAGGGGCAUCUGGAAUUGCACAGAUCAUCACUGCCCCCCGAAAUGGGCACUGUGCCCUCAGGAGCUGAUCUAUGCCCCCGGCGCCUGCCUCUUCACCUGUGACAGUCCCGGGACCAACCGCUCCUGUCCUGCAGGCGGCACCGAUGGCUGUGUCUGUCCCCCGGGCACUGUGUUCCUGGAUGGGCGCUGUGUGCCUCCCGAGCUCUGUCCCUGCCGUCACAGUGGGCAGUGGUACCCGCCCAAUGCCACCAUCCAGGAGGACUGCAACAUUUGUGUGUGCCAGGGCCGCCAGUGGCACUGCACAGGUCAGCGGUGCAGUGGGCGGUGCCAGGCGUCCGGCGCCCCCCACUAUGUGACGUUCGAUGGGCUGGCUCUCACCUUCCCCGGAGCCUGCGAGUACCUGUUGGCGCGGGAGAGCCGUGGCCGCUUCAGUGUCUCUGCUCAGAACGUGCCCUGUGGGGCCAGCGGCCUCACCUGCGCCAAGGCGCUGGCCGUGCGUCUGGACGGCACUGUUGUACACAUGCUCAGAGGACGGGCAGUAAUGGUGAAUGGGGUGAGCAUAAGGCCCCCCAAGGUCUACACGGGUCCAGGGCUGAGCCUGCGCCAGGCUGGCCUCUUCCUGCUGUUGACAACGCGCCUGGGUCUCACCCUGCUCUGGGAUGGAGGCACCCGGGUCCUGCUCCAGCUGCCCCCCAACUUCCGGGGCCGAGUGGCUGGGCUGUGCGGAGACUUUGACGGCGAUGCCAGCAACGAUCUGCGGAGCCGCCAGGGGGCCCUGGAGCCUACAGCGGAGCUGGCUGCCCACUCCUGGCGCCUCAACCCUCUGUGUCCCGAGCCAGGAGACCCGCCCCACCCCUGCGCGGUGAAUGCCCAUCGGGCAAGCUGGGCCCGGGCCCGCUGUGGGGUGAUGCUGCAGCCUCUUUUUGCCCCGUGCCACGCGGAGGUGCCCCCCCAGCAGCACUACGAGUGGUGUGUGUACGACACCUGCGGCUGUGACUCGGGGGGCGAUUGUGAGUGCCUCUGCUCAGCCAUCGCCACCUACGCCGAUGAGUGCGCCCGGCACGGGCACCAUGUGCGCUGGCGCAGCCAGGAGCUCUGCCCGCUGCAGUGUGAAGGGGGACAGCUGUAUGAAGCCUGUGGCCCCAUAUGCCCCCCAACAUGCCAUGACCACCAUGAUCCCGGGUGGCUCUGCCAGGCGGUGCCCUGCGUGGAGGGCUGCUUCUGCCCCGAGGGGGCGCUGCUGCACGGAGGAGCCUGUGUGGAGCUGGCUGCCUGUCCCUGUGAGUGGAAUGGCAGUUUCUUUCCGCCGGGGACGGUGCUGCAGAAGGACUGUGGGAACUGUGCCUGCCAGGAAGGUCAGUGGCAUUGUGGGAGUGACGGUGCCCCCUGUGGGGAGAUGGAGCCCGGAUGUGCAGAGGGAGAAGUUCCAUGCCGGGAGAGCGGGCACUGUGUGCCCCAUGAGUGGCUUUGUGACAAUCAAGAUGACUGUGGAGAUGGCUCGGAUGAGGAGGGCUGUGCCACCCCAGGGUGCAAGGAGGGACAGGUGCCUUGCCACUCUGGCCACUGCCUGCCCCUGGCCCUGCUCUGCAAUGGGCAGGAUGACUGUGGAGAUGGCACAGAUGAGCGGGACUGCCCGUGCCCCACGGGCUCUCUGCCUUGUGCCGACGGCCGCUGCCUGCCACUUGCCCUGCUGUGUGAUGGGCACCCCGACUGUCCUGACGCCGCAGAUGAGGAGUCUUGUCUGGGGCAGAUGAAUUGUGUCCCUGGAGAGGUGCCCUGUGUCGAUGGCACUUGCGUGAGAGCUGUCCAGCUAUGUGAUGGGGUUUGGGACUGCCCAGAUGGAGCUGAUGAAGGGUCUGGGCACUGUCCUCUGCCCUCUCUGCCCACACCCCCUGCUGGCACCACGCCUGGUCCCUCCACUAGCUCCCUGCACGGGGAACUAAGCCCCCUAGACAGUACCAGCUCUGCGCCUCCCUGCGGCCCCUGGGAGUUCCAGUGUGACAGCGGCGAGUGCCCCCCUCAGGGCUGGCGCUGCGACCUCGAGGAAGACUGCUCGGACGGCAGCGACGAGCGGCGCUGUGGGCCCUGCGCCCCGCACCACGUGCCCUGCGCCCGCGGCCCCCACUGCGUGCCCCCAGGGCAGCUGUGCGACGGCGUGCCCCAGUGCCCCGAUGGCUCAGACGAGGACCCGGACUCCUGCGGCUCUACCCAGGUCCCUUCAUGCCAGGGCCUUUUGCCCUGCGGUUCGGCUCCCUGGCUAUGCCUGAACCCCGGGAAGCUCUGUGACGGGAUCAGCGACUGUCCCCAGGGCGAAGAUGAACGGGGCUGUGAGGGGUUGCCGGCCCCAGGAGGCCCUGGCGGGGCAACAGGCCCCUGCCCAGAAUACUCGUGCCCCAACGGCACCUGCAUCGGUUUCCAGCUGGUGUGUGACGGGAAGCCCGACUGUGAGCUGGCAGGCGAAGCAGGGCCCUCCCCAGAGGAGCAUGGCUGUGGGGUCUGGGGUCUCUGGGGCCCGUGGGGGCUGUGCAGCCGGACCUGCGGGACGGGGGUGCAGAGCAGGAGCCGAAGCUGCUCUCUGCCCCGCGCCCUGGUGCUGCAGCGCUGCCUGGGCCUGGAGCAGGAGUCGCGGGCCUGCUUCCCACAGGCCUGCCCGGCCGACGGCGAGUGGGGCGCCUGGUCCCCCUGGUCUGUGUGCUCGGAGCCCUGCGGCGGCGUCGUGACCCGACAGCGGCCCUGCCGCGGGCCCCAGAACGGGGGUCUGCCCUGUGCCCGGCUUCCCGGGGGCCUCCUCGGCUCCCGCCAGACCAAGCCCUGCCCUGGCGAUGGUUGCCCCAAUGCCACCUGCUUUGGGGAGCUGGUGUUUUGGCCUUGCGCUCCUUGUCCUCUGACCUGCGAUGACGUGUCUGGCCAGGUCUCAUGCUCACGGGACAGGCCCUGCAGCAGCCCAGGUUGCUGGUGCCAGGAAGGGAAGGUGCUGGACAGCGAGGGGCAGUGUGUACCACCUAGGCAGUGCCCUUGCCUGGUGGAUAACAUCCGCUACCAGCCAGGGCAGCGCAUCAAGGUGGACUGUCGUCUCUGUGUGUGUCACGAUGGACAACUACGGCGCUGCCGGCCAAACCCGGACUGUGCCAUUGACUGUGGCUGGUCCUCCUGGUCCUCUUGGGCCGAAUGCCUGGGCUCUUGUGGCAGUCAGAGCCUCCAGUGGUCCUUCCGGAGCCCCAACAACCCUCGCCUCUCUGGCCGGGGUCACCAGUGCCGUGGCAUCCACCGCAAGGCCCGCAGGUGCCAGACGGAGCCCUGUGAGGGCUGUGAGCAGCAGGGCCAUGUGUACCGCGUGGGGGAGCGCUGGCGCGGGGGCCCCUGCAGGGUGUGCCAGUGUCUGCCCAGCGGCACUGCCCGCUGCUCCCCCUACUGCCCACUGGGCAGCUGCCCCCAGGGAUGGGUCCUGGUGGAGGGAACGGAAGAAUCGUGUUGCCACUGUGUCCUUCCCGGAGGGAGCCACACAGCGCCCCCUGUGGCCACUCUGGCUGUCACCCCCAGUCCCCAGGUUGGAGCUCCUCUGGUCACUCACGACUUACCUCCCAGAGGAGACCCCUGCUAUUCUCCCUUGGGCUUGGCCCAGCUGCCCCGGGGAAGUCUGCAGGCACCCUCCCAGCACCUGGAGCCCCCCACCUGGGCUGCCCUCCUGGGGGCUCCCACCGAGGGGGGACCCGCCCCUGGAGAGAGCGCUUACGCGGAGUGGAGCCCACAGCGCCUCUACCUGCACCUGGACCUGCUGCGGCCUCGGAACCUGACUGGCAUCAUAAUACAGGGGACCGGUUCCCCCUCCGACGGUCACAUCGCCAGCUUUUCGCUCCAAUUCAGCAGUGACGGACUACACUGGCAGGAGUACCAGGACGUGCUGCCCAGCACCCUGCCCUCACCCAGGCGUUUCCCUGGGAACUGGGACCGUGUGGCCCCGGAGGUGUGGACGUUUGGCCAGAUGGUGCAGGUGAGGUAUGUCAGGGUAUGGCCACCGCUCAACGCCGAGGCCCAGCACAGCACCUUCCAGGGGGUGGAGUUCCUUGGCUGUGAGCCAGUAUCUCCACUGGCAACUCCAUGCCCAGGGGCUGGACACCGCUGUGCCAGUGGUGAGUGUGUCCCGAGAGGGGCACCAUGCGAUGGCGCUGUGGACUGUGCGGACAGCUCGGAUGAGGAGGGCUGUGGGCCCCUGUCUGCCGACACCGGCAGAGUUCAUGCCACAGCCCAAACCACCCCAGGAAUGGCAGCCGUGACUGGCCUCCCUCCACACAGAGUCACCGCCAUGACUCCUAGUGGUAAGAUUGAGCCCUUCUGCCUGCAGAUAAAACCUGUGCCACAGUGUCCCCCGAGGCCCUUCCCACCUGCGCACUGUGGCCAGGGACGGUUUCCCUGUGGCGUGCUGGGCUGUGUGGAGCCACAGCGGCUGCGAGGGAAGGAAGGCUGUCUUGACGGCCGGAUGAGCAGCGCUGUGGGUGGAAGGAAACUUGUCCUGGGUGCAGGUUACAGGAGGCACCGGGAGGAAGUAGAGGCCAGGACCUCUGGUCAGCAAGCUCUGUCCUUCUCUUGGCCUCAGGUCGAAGGGACACAGUUUGUCAUCCAGCUGGAAAUCACUCAUGUGGCUCCCUCCUCUCUCCUUUCCUUAUGGGCAGUAAGUUCCGGGCCCUUCACGCUACCCACCACCGCCCUGCCUGGGCUUCCAGCCUCGGGGGGCCUCUGCUCCCCAAGCCAGCUGAGCUGUGGCAGUGGGGAGUGCCUGCCUGCCCAGCGGCGUUGCGACCUCCGGCCCGACUGCCAGGAUGGCUCUGAUGAGACUGGCUGUGUGGACUGCGUGCUGGGACCCUGGUCCGCCUGGAGCAGCUGCAGCCACACCUGCGGCCUGGGCCUCACCUUUCAGCGCCGGGAGUUGCUGCGGCCACCGCUGCCCGGGGGCAGCUGCCCUCUGGGCCAGCUCCGCAGUCAGUCCUGCUUCAUGCAGGCCUGUCCAGUGGCUGGGGCAUGGGCAGAGUGGGGGACCUGGGGGCCAUGCAGCGUCUCCUGUGGGGGUGGCCACCAGAGUCGUCAGAGGAGCUGUGUGGAUCCCCCACCCAAGAAUGGAGGUGCCUUCUGCCCUGGAGCCUCCCAAGAGAGUGCACCCUGUAGUUUGCAGCCUUGCCCAGGUGAAACAGACUGCGGGCUGGGCCGUGUGCAUGUGAAUGCCGAAAUGUGCCAGAAGGGGCUGGUUCCCCCAUGUCCCCCCUCCUGCAUGGACCCUGAGGCUAACAGAAGCUGCAGUGGACACUGUGUAGAAGGAUGCCGCUGUCCCCCUGGGCUCCUCCUCCAAGACUCUCGCUGCCUGCCCCUCGCCGAGUGCCCAUGCCUGGUGGGCGAGGAGCUGCGGCAGCCGGGGAUGACCUUCCUGCUGGGCAACUGCAGCGUCUGCACGUGCGAGAAGGGGGCACUGAUGUGCCAACCGGGUCGCUGUCCCCAGCACUGCAAGUGGUCAGCCUGGUCCUUUUGGGCGCCCUGUGACCGCUCCUGUGGCUCUGGAGUGCGAGCCAGGUUCAGGUCUCCCUCCAACCCUCCCGAGGCUUUUGGAGGUGCCCCAUGUGAGGGUGACAGACAGGAGCUUCAGGCCUGCUACACACGGUGUGGGACAGAGGCACCCGGCUGGACACCUUGGACGUCCUGGUCCCCCUGCUCCCAGAGCUGCCUUGUGCCUGGAGAGGUCCCCGGCUGGCGACGGCGUUCCAGGCUCUGUCCCACUGCCAGGGACACAUCCUGCCCCGGGGAGGCUACCCAGGAGGAGGCCUGCAGCCCCCCUGUGUGCCCAGCACCAAGCGGCUGGAGUCUGUGGGCUUCCUGGUCCACGUGCUCAGCCUCCUGUGAUGGGGGCAUCCAGACCCGUGGGCGCAGCUGCUCUGGCAUGGCUCCUGGGGUCCCCCUGUGCCCAGGACCCCACAGUCAGAUCCGGAACUGCAACCUGCAGCCUUGCACAGCCCAGUGCCCAGGAGACCUGGUCUUCCGCUCAGCAGAGCAGUGUUUGCAGGAGGGGGAUCCGUGCCUUCAGCUGUGCCUGGCACAGGAUCCUGGGGUGCAGUGCACGGGCUCCUGCGCCCCCAGCUGCGGUUGUCCACCUGGCCUCUUCCUGCACAAUGCUAGCUGCCUUCCCCACAGCCAGUGCCCCUGUCAGCUACGUGGCCAGCAGUUUGCACCUGGAGAGGCGGCUCGCCUGGACUCCUGCCACAACUGCACCUGCGUCUCUGGCAAGAUGGUGUGCACCUCGGAGCUCUGCCCAGUGGCCUGUGGCUGGAGCCCCUGGACCCUGUGGAGUCUCUGUAGCCGCAGCUGCAACGUGGGCAUUCGGCGGCGCUUCCGAGCGGGCACUGCGCCUCCAGCUGCAUUUGGGGGUGCUGAGUGCCAGGGUGCCAACAUGGAGGCGGAAUUCUGUGGUCUGCAACCAUGUCGAGGUCCUGGUGGGGAGUGGGGUCCCUGGGCCCCAUGCUCUGUGCCCUGUGGAGGGGGCUACAGGAACCGCACCCGAGGCGGUGGCCCGCAUAGCCCCAUGGAGUUCUCUACCUGCGGUCUGCAGCCCUGUGCAGGGCCUAUACCAGGCGUGUGUCCCAUGGGCCAGCAGUGGCUGGACUGUGCCCAGGGCCCAGCCUCCUGCGCAGAGCUCAGCACUUCGAGAGGGACUAACCAGACCUGCCACCCCGGCUGCUACUGCCCACCUGGAAUGCUCCUGCUCAAUAACGUGUGCGUGCCCGCCCAGGACUGCCCCUGCGCCCACAGGGGCCGCCUCCACCCCCCAGGCAGUGCCGUGUUGCAUCCCUGUGAGAACUGUUCCUGUGUCUCUGGAAUCAUCACUAACUGCAGCUCCUGGCCUUGCCAGCCUGCUUGGUCACCCUGGACCCCGUGGAGUGAAUGCUCGGCAUCCUGCGGUCCCGCCCGGCAUCAUCGGCACCGCUUCUGUACCAGGCCCUCCAGGGUGACACCCUCCAGCCAGGCUCCGCUGCGCCCAACAGCCACCCCCGCCUCACUCUCACUCUGCCCGGGCCCUGACGCCGAGGAGGAGCCGUGCCUCCUGCCAGGGUGUGACGGAGCAGGGGGCUGGGGCCCUUGGGGACCCUGGUCCAACUGUAGUCGCAGCUGCGGAGGAGGCCUGCGGAGCCGGACCCGAGCCUGUGACCAGCCACCACCCCAGGGCCUGGGGAAUUUCUGUGAGGGGCCCCGGGCCCAGGGGGAGGUCUGCCAGGCUUGGCCGUGUGCAGUGACCAACUGUAGUGCCAUCGAAGGGGCCGAGUACAGCCCCUGUGGCCCUCCGUGUCCUCGCUCCUGCGAUGACCUUGUGCACUGUGUAUGGCGCUGCCAGCCCGGCUGCUACUGUCCCCCAGGCAAGGUGCUUGGCGCCGACGGGGCCAUCUGCGUGCAGCCAGACCACUGUGGCUGCCUGGAUCUGUUGACUGGGCAGCGACACCCUCCGGGCGCUCAGCUGGCGAGGCCUGACGGCUGCAACCGCUGCACCUGCGUGGAGGGGAGGCUCAACUGCACAGAACUGCCCUGCCCAGUGCCCGGAAGCUGGUGCCCGUGGUCGGAGUGGACGGCAUGCUCCCGGCCCUGCAGGGGCCAGAUGAGGACCCGCUCCAGGGCCUGCGCCUGCCCUGCUCCUCAGCACGGGGGCGCUCCAUGCCCUGGGGACCUAGAGGAAGCAGGGGUCCAGCCUCAGAGGGAGGCCUGCCCCAGCCCCACUACCUGCCCAGUGGAUGCAGCCUGGGGCUCAUGGGGACCAUGGGCUCCUUGUGAUGCCUGCCUGGGGCAGUCCCUUCGGAGCCGUGCGUGUAACCAGCCUCCUACCUCCGAUGGAGGCAGGCCCUGCCCUGGGGGUCAUGAGCAGAGCCGCUCUUGUCAGGACAAUUCCACUCAUUGCACAGACUGCGGAGGUGGCCAGGAUCUGAUGCCCUGUGGGCAGCUUUGUCCCCGCUCUUGCCAGGACCUGUCCCCUGGCAGUGUGUGCCAGACAGGCCUGGCAGGCUGUCAGCCCAGCUGUGGGUGCCCGCCAGGCCUGCUUUUCCAGGACGGCGUCUGUGUGCCGCGGUCCCUCUGCCGCUGCCAGUUCCAGCCUGGAGCCCUGGGGAUUCCCGAGAACCAGAGCCGGGCAGCGGGCUCCCGGCUCAGCUCCUGGGAAAGCCUGGAACCUGGACAGGUGGUGACUGGGCCAUGCGACCACUGCACCUGUACGGCAGGCAUCCUGCAGUGUCACGAGGUGCCCGGCUGCCCUGGUCCUGGCAUGUGGAGCUCCUGGGGCCCCUGGGAGGAGUGCAGUGCUUCCUGCGGGGGAGGGGAGCAGCUGCGCUCCCGGCUCUGUGCCCGACCCCCGUGCCCAGGGCUGGCCCGACAGAGCCGUACCUGCCACACUCAGGUCUGCAGAGAAGCGGGCUGUCCUGCUGGGCGCCUGUACCGCGAAUGCCAGCCCGGCGAGGGAUGCCCUUUCUCUUGCGCUCACAUCACGGGGCAGGUGGCCUGCUUUUCCGAAGGCUGUGAAGAGGGCUGCCACUGUCCUGAGGGCACCUUCCAGCACCACCUGGCCUGUGUCCAGGAGUGCCCCUGUGCCCUGACAGCCUCGGUGAUGCAGGGCCUGGGGCUCACCAACACUGCCCCCGGGACCCACGCAGCCUUUCUGGGAGAGGAAGGUUGGGCCCUUAGACCUGGAGAUGAGCUGGGCCCCGGCCAGACACUUCAAGCAGGCUGCCGCAACUGCUCCUGUGCUCAUGGAAAGCUGUCUUGCUCCACGGAAGACUGCUCUGGGUCCCGUGGCAGUUUCGGUCCCUGGGGCAUGUGGGGCCCAUGCUCCCGCUCCUGCGGUGGGCUGGGUACCCGCACCCGCACCCGCCAGUGUCUGCACCCCACACCUGCUCCCGGUGGCCCGGGCUGCCAUGGGCCCUCCCAGGACCUUGAGUACUGUCCCAGCCCAGACUGCCCGGGGGCUGCAGGAUCCACGGUGGAGCCAGUGUCAAGUCUUCCAGGCGGCUGGGGCCCGUGGUCGUCAUGGGCCCCCUGCUCCCACAGCUGCACAGACCCUGCUCACCCUGCCUGGCGCAGCCGUACGCGCCUCUGCCUGGCCAACUGCACCGGGGGGGACCCCUCACAGGAGCGCCCCUGCAACCUGCCCUCAUGCACAGGGCUGCCCCCGUGCCCCGGGGCCGGCUGCAGGCUGAGGAACUGCUCCUGGACCCCCUGGGCCCCAUGGGAGCCCUGCUCGCGAAGCUGCGGAGUGGGGCAGCAGCGCCGUCUACGCGCCUACCACCCCCCGGGGCCCGGUGGGCACUGGUGCGCUGAUGUCCUCACCGCAUACCGGGAGCGCCGCUUCUGCAACCUGCGUGCCUGCCCAGUGCCUGGGGGCUGGUCACGCUGGAGCCCCUGGUCCUGGUGUGAUCACAGCUGUGGAGGUGGCCGAUCCCUGAGGAGCCGAAGCUGCUCGAGCCCACCACCCAAGAAUGGGGGCACCCCCUGUGUGGGGGAGAGGCACCAUGCCCGGCUCUGCAACCCCAUGCCAUGUGAGGAAGGCUGCCCAGCAGGCAUGGAGCUAGUGAGCUGUGCCAACCGCUGCCCCCGCCGCUGCUCAGACCUGCAGGAGGGAGUCGUGUGUCAAGAAGACCAGGCCUGCCAGCCAGGCUGUCGCUGCUUUGAAGGGUUUCUGGAGCAGGAUGGUGGCUGUGUGCCAGUCGGGCACUGUGAAUGCACAGAUGCCGGGGGGCACAGCUGGGCCCCGGGGAGCCGGCACCAGGAUGGCUGCAACAACUGCUCCUGCCUGGCCGGGCGGCUCUCCUGCACCGCUCAGCCCUGCCCGCCUCCCGCCCACUGUGCCUGGAGCCGCUGGUCUGCCUGGAGUCCCUGCAGCCACUCGUGUGGGCCUGGAGGGCAGCAGAGCCGCUUCCGGUCUUCCACGUCGGGCUCGUGGGCCCCAGAAUGUCAGGAGGAGCAGUCACAGAGCCAGCCCUGCCCUCAGCCCCCUUGCCCACCCCUGUGCCUACAUGAUGCCCGCUCCCGUGCACUGGGGGACAGCUGGCUGCAAGGAGAGUGCCAGCAGUGCUCCUGCACCCCGGAAGGUGUGAUCUGCGAAGACUCCACGUGUGCAGAGCCUGAGGGCUGGACGCUGUGGUCCCCCUGGUCCGAGUGCCCCGUCUCCUGUGGAGGUGCAGUCCAAGUCCGCACCCGAGCGUGCACGGUGCCGGCCCCUCAGCGUGGUGCCCCCCACUGCCAGGGCCCCGGCACCCAAACCCAGAGCUGUGGGCAGCGGCCGUGCUUGGGGCUGUUGGAAACCUGCUCCUGGGGCCCCUGGGGACCCUGUUCCCACAGCUGUGGCCCAGGCCUCGCCUCCCGCUCGGGCUCCUGCCCCUGCCUGAUGGCCAAGGCAGACCCUGCAUGCAAUGGCACCUUGCCACGCCUGGACACUCGAGCCUGCUACCACGGGCCCUGCCUGGAGGACUGCGUGUGGAGCAGCUGGAGCGGCUGGACGCGCUGCUCGUGCCAGGUGCUGGUGCAACAGCGCUACCGACACCAGAGGCCGGCCCCGGGCCGGGCAGGGGCCGCCGCCCCCUGCACCCGCCUGGAUGGCCACUUCCGGCCGUGCCCCAUCAGCAACUGCUCAGAGGACAGCUGCCCACCUCCCUUUGAGUUCCAGUCCUGUGGCUCUCCCUGUGCUGGACUCUGCGCCACAUACCUGAGCCUUCGACUCUGCCAGGACCUGCCACCCUGCCAGCCUGGCUGCUACUGCCCCAAGGGGCUGUUGGAGCAGGCUGGAGGCUGUGUUCUCCCAGAGCAGUGUAACUGCUGGCACGCUUCAGGAGGAGGAGCUGGGGUGACCCUGGCCCCUGGGGACCGCCUGCAGCUGGGCUGUAAAGAAUGUGAAUGCCGGCACGGAGAGCUGCAAUGUACCAGCCAUGGGUGUGAAGGUCUUCUGCCUCUGAGUGGCUGGUCGGAGUGGUCUCCCUGUGGACCCUGCUGGCCCCCAAGUGCUUUGGCUCCUUCCUCCAGAAUCACUCUGGAGAGACACUGGCCUCCAGAAUCAUCAGACGUCCCUCCAACCCCUGUCCCUCUGCUGGCUUCGGAGCAGCAGCGACACCGCCUCUGCUUAGACCCCGAGACUGGGGGCCCCUGGGCCGGGGACCCUGGGCUCUGCACCAUGCCCCUCAGCCAGCAACGCCUCUGCCCUGACCCUGGGGCCUGCCACGACUUGUGCCAGUGGAGUCCUUGGGAGCCCUGGAGCCCAUGCCAGCUGCCCUGUGGUGGGGGGUUCCGGCUGCGUUGGAGAGAGGCAGGAACUGCCCUUGGAAGACGCUGCCAGGGACCAUGGGCUCAGACUGAAAGCUGCAAUAUGGGGUCCUGCCCAGGAGAGAGCUGUGAAGCCCGGGGCACCGUGUUCACCUUUGACUGCGCCAACCAGUGCCCUCGCAGCUGUGCUGAGCUCUGGGAUGGGGUGCAGUGUCUGCAGGGACCCUGCAGCCCAGGCUGCCGAUGCCCCCCUGGCCAGCUGGUUCAAGAUGGGCAUUGUGUGCCCAUCUCCUCUUGCCGCUGUGGCCUCCCUAGUGCCAAUGCCUCUUGGGAGCUGGUCCCAGAUGAGGUGGUCCAACUGGACUGUCAUAACUGCACGUGCACUAAUGGGUCAAUGAUGUGUCCACACCUCGAGUGUCCACUCCUGGGGUCGUGGUCAGCCUGGAGCAGAUGCUCAGCUGCCUGUGGUGGGGGCACUAUGGAACGCCGUCGGAGCUGCGAGGAGCGCUUUGGGGGGGCACUAUGCCAAGAGCAGGACAGGGAACAGCGGCGGAAGUGUAACCCGCAGCCCUGCCCUGAGUGCCCCCCUGGCCAGGUGCUCAGCUCCUGUGCCACUCUGUGCCCGAGCCUCUGCUCACAUUUGCAGCCUGGCACCAUCUGUGUGCGGAAACCCUGCCAGCUUGGCUGCAGCUGCCCUGGGGGUCAGCUGCUGCACAAUGGCACGUGUGUGCCCCCUGCCACCUGCCCCUGUACCAAGCUUUCUCUGCCCUGGGGCCUCACCUUGUCCCUAGAAGAGCAAGUGCAGGAGAUGCCCUCGGGGACUGUCCUCACCUGGAACUGCACACACUGCAUUUGCCAAGGUGGAGUCUUCAGCUGCUCUCUCGCCGGCUGUCCAGAGUGUCCCCCUGGGGAAAUGUGGCACCAGGUGGCCCCUGGAGAGCUGAGGCCCUGUGAGCAGACAUGCCGGGAGAUGGACGCCACGGGGCCCGAGGGCAACUGCACUACGGGGCAGGCCCCGCGCUGCGUGUGCCAGCCUGGGCACUUCCGCAGCCAGGCAGGUCCCUGUGUCCCUGCAGCCCACUGUGAAUGCUGGCACCAUGGGAGUCCCCACCCGCCUGGAUCCGAGUGGCAAGAGGCCUGUGAGCACUGCCGCUGCCUCGACGGGAGGAGCGUCUGCGCCCAGCACUGCCCAGGGGCCACCUGUGCUCAGGGCGAAGUGAUGGUGCAGGAGCCAGGAAGCUGUUGUCCCACUUGUCGCCAGGAGACUCUGGCGGAGGAGUCAGCGUCCUGCCGGCACAUCACAGAACUCAGGAACCUCACCAAGGGCCCCUGCCAUCUGGACCAGGUAGAAGUGAGCUACUGCAGUGGACACUGUCUGUCCAGCACCAACGUCAUGCCUGAGGAACCAUACCUACAGAGCCAGUGCGACUGCUGCAGUUACCGCCUGGACCCCGAAAGCCCCGUGCGGAUCCUGAACCUCCACUGCCCUGGUGGUCACACAGAGCCCGUGGUGCUGCCAGUCAUCCACAGCUGCCAAUGCAGCGCCUGCCAGGGAGGUGACUUCUCAAAGCGUUGAAGGGCUCCGCUGGAUGCUUGCACUGCGGGUUGAUCUGAUGACCACAGAGCUCCGUGGUACCCGCUACUUCCUGCUGUGCCCCUCACCCACCCCUGACCUGGGAUCCAUCCCUGUCAUUAUAUCCCAAAUAA